CCCGCGAGACCGGAUGUUGCGGCGCCAUCCCGGAUCCGUCACUUCCGGGGCGGGGCCACCCCCCACUCGCGGAAGCGGGCAGGAGGCUGGAGCCGCGUGCGAGACUUGCCGAGAGGGAACUCAGGAGGUGCUGGGGACCUUGAGUGGUGCUGGAGUCUCAUCUUACGAGCUGUCUGGCUGCCUCCCAACCGUAAGGAAGCAUCUCCUGAGGCUGCAGAGAAGCCUGAGGAAGGCCAAAGCGAUGGCUGGCUGUGGGGAUCCCUGCUCCGGCGGCUCUGGACUCCUCCUCGCUCUUCGCCUGGCAUAGCUCGGGCUGUUGGGAGCGAUUCGGUUUUGGAUCCACCAGCCUAUCAGGGUGAGAGGAUGGCUGCCUCCGUGAUGGGCCAGGCCGUGCUCACUCACGUGCUGGUGGCCCUUUUCGGAAUGGGCUCCUGGGUCUCCGUGAACUCCUUGUGGGUGGAGCUCCCCGUGGUGGUGAAGUGGCUUCCAGAAGGCUGGAAUCUCCCUGCCUACCUCUCGGUCCUCAUCGCCCUGGGGAACGUGGGCCCCAUCGCCGUCACCCUGGCCCACAAGCUGGCCCCUGGGCGGCUGAAGGAGCGCUGGGUCAUCCACGCCAGCCAGGUGCUGGGCGUGGGGGCGGGCCUCUUCCUGGCUCUCUUCUGGCACCGGACGGCCACGGUGGCGGGGGAGCCCCACAGCCUGGCCUUCCUGCUCCUGGCCUUCGUCCUGGCCUUGGUCUGCUGCACCUCCAACGUCACCUUCCUGCCCUUCAUGUACCGCUUCCCCCAGCCGUUCAUCCGCACCUUCUUCGUGGGCCAGGGCCUGAGCGCCCUCUUCCCCUGCGUGCUGGCGCUGGCCCAAGGGGUGGGCAAGCUGGAGUGCCGCAACGCCACCUCCGGCAACGGCUCCCAGCCCCACUACCUGCAGGAGAACUUCCCUGCGGACACCUACUUCUGGCUGAUGGCCGCCAUGCUCGCUGUCUCGGCACUCGCCUUCCUGGGGCUGAUCCUGCAGCGCCGCCGCGCCAGCAGCGCCGCCGCCUGCCAGGAGAGCGCUUCCAAGGGCAGCAUGGAGACGGAGGAGUCCUUCCCGCUGCAGGACGGCACCCCCACGGCGGACAGCGCCACGGAGAUCGCCAAGGGCGCCCACCCCCCGGCCCAGCCCGCCUCCUUCUGGACGGGCCGGAACAUCUACCUGCUGGUGCUGCUGGGCGUCUCCAAUGCGCUGACCAACGGCGUGCUGCCCUCGGUGCAGAGCUACUCCUGCCUGCCCUACGGGAGCACGGCCUAUCACCUCUCCGUGGUGCUCAGCAACAUCGCCAACCCCGUGGCCUGCUUCGUCGCCAUGUUUGUGCCCCACUACCUGCAGGAGCCCCUGCCCAGGCGCUCGGACCGGCCCCUUGGGGGGAAACCAGCCCCCAGGCACCUGCUCCCGUUUGCACCCGGCUUGGGAGACAAAGAAGGUUUAUUUCAUGGGAAGCUGCAGAUUCCCAGAUGA
Mauremys mutica (yellowpond turtle) is the source of this 1497-nucleotide messenger RNA. Its product is annotated as solute carrier family 52, riboflavin transporter, member 2-like. The transcript has 6 exons. The coding region runs from base 364 to 1497 and encodes 377 amino acids. Gene Ontology annotation, biological process: riboflavin transport. Lineage: Eukaryota; Metazoa; Chordata; Testudines; Geoemydidae. Gene Ontology annotation, molecular function: riboflavin transmembrane transporter activity. The record is from RefSeq and is a predicted model, not a curated record. Gene Ontology annotation, cellular component: plasma membrane.